Didymodactylos carnosus is the source of this 987-nucleotide messenger RNA. Lineage: Eukaryota; Metazoa; Rotifera; Eurotatoria; Philodinida; Philodinidae. The record is from the annotation of a GenBank genome assembly.
AUGUCAUCUCGAAUUCGUUGUUAUUUAAUUGAAAAACAGUAUGGUCUCAUAUUUAAUAUCGAUGAUAUUCGUUUAUUACGUGAAAAAUAUCGUAUUAUUGGUUGUUUUACGGGUAGUUCAGUUGCUUUUCCUAGACAAAAUAAUGAAUUAAGUAUACCAUUAGAAUUAUCAAUUGAAGAAUGUUUUGUAUUAUUAAAUCAAAAAUUAAUUCAAUUAUUUGAAUUAAAAACUUUUUCACCUAUCACUGAUCAAAAUCGUUUAACAUAUUUGAAACAUUUAGAAUUAGAUUGUCAACAACAAAUGAUUAAUUCAAUUAACUCACGUAUUAAUGAUAUGCUUAGUAAACGUCAAUUUAUAUUAGAAAAUAGUCAAAUGUUAUCAACAAUUGAACAAGAUGAAGAAGAAGAAGAAGAAUCUGUGAAUAAUUUAUUAACAAAAUUUGAUUCAACUUUUGUACAAAUAUUAAAUACAAAUAAUUCUUGGUUAAAUUGUCAACAAUCAUUAACUAUAAAAGAAAAACUUAUUCUAUUAAAUGAAUUUAAAAAUCGAAAUAAAAAAUCUUCACUAGAUCCUCAUACACAUACAUUAGUUGAAAUUCCAAUUGAAUCUUAUCGUCAACAUGAGUUAAUUCCUAUAUUAGAUAUUUUAAGUGAUUUAUCAUUGAUAAAUAAUAAUGAUAAAAAAUUAAGAUGUCAUGUAUUUCAAGAUUUAUGGAUAAAAGGAUAUUUUAUCAGUAAUGGACAAAAAUUUGGUGGAGAUUUUUUAGUAUAUACCAAUGAUCCACAUAUAUGUCAUUCAACAUUUAUUAUACAUUGUAUUCAACGAACGACGACCGCUAAUCAAAUACCAUUAAUAAGUUUGAUAGCAAAAGGACGUCUAGCAUCAAAUGUUAAUAAAACGUCUGUGAUAGCCACAUAUAAACAAUCGAUUACUAUCGAUGAUGAUGAGAAAAUAGACUAUUUGUCUAUUAAUUGGACUGGGAUCUGA